AUGGACUCUGUUCCCGUUGAGACCAACAUACCGACUCUGCAGUCAAGAGUCACCAAAUUCGUGUCUGGCCUACCAAACCCUGAAACAGCAAACUUACGAGACGAACAAAAGAGUUGCCACAUCUGCAUGGAACCCUUCACCGGUGAACUCCUACAAGAGCUGCCAGUACUACUCCCAUGCGGUCACAUUUUUGGGAAAGACUGCAUGAUAAAGUGGCUGUCGUCGGACGGAGACAGAUCUCCAAGGAACUGUCCCAUGUGUCGCGCUAAGCUCUUCCCUCAGUCGCCGUUGUCAAAUUCGGAAUACUGGUCGGGCCAGUCUGGGGAUGAUAUGAGGAUGAGGCGUCCCAUCAGUAGGAUGGCGGACUGGGGGAAUAUGUAUCUACCUGGUGAGAUAGGGGAAGCAAACCAUUUGAUGAGACCGCUUGGUGUGACGGUGGACGAAGAAGAUUCGGGGCUUGCGAUGAGACCUUCGUUUGGAUUGGCGGCCUAUGGAAAUACGAGGCCACCGUUUGGUGAGAGGAUGGCGGAAAUGACAACUGAGAGGCCUCCGGUUGGUUGA
This is a messenger RNA of Letharia columbiana, 561 nucleotides long. RefSeq lists its product as uncharacterized. The coding region runs from base 1 to 561 and encodes 186 amino acids. The transcript has a single exon. The record is from RefSeq and is a predicted model, not a curated record. Gene Ontology annotation, biological process: protein ubiquitination; interstrand cross-link repair. Gene Ontology annotation, molecular function: ubiquitin protein ligase activity; zinc ion binding. Gene Ontology annotation, cellular component: nucleus. Lineage: Eukaryota; Fungi; Ascomycota; Lecanoromycetes; Lecanorales; Parmeliaceae.